Sesamum indicum (sesame) is the source of this 2319-nucleotide messenger RNA. RefSeq lists its product as uncharacterized. Lineage: Eukaryota; Viridiplantae; Streptophyta; Magnoliopsida; Lamiales; Pedaliaceae. The record is from RefSeq and is a predicted model, not a curated record.
AGGCAUUCAGACAGUUGUAUCUAUCAUUCUUGAAAUUACUUACACUCCUGAUCCUGAAGCCUCGCUCUUCCUUACAUUUUCAUUCAAUGAGUCCACGCCCAAAUUCAUUUCCCCCGCCCCAAGAAACCCUAAUUCAUCCUCCCCCGUUCUUUUACGGUGGGAUUCUUUUCAAGAUCCCCGUUUCUUCUUCUUUCACCCGGAAGAAACCCAAAAAAAUUAAAAAUAAAAAGAAGGAUUGUUUCAACAAUUUACUGCAUAUAGAAUCAGUUGAUCGAGUUAUUGAGGCAGAAGAUGAUGGUUGGCGGUGUGGAUCAGACUGAUAUUAGGCGGCUUCAUUCAGAAGUCUAUUGGUAAACAAUCAGGAAAUUGCUUAAGUUAUGGACGAUGAAGAUGCACAAGAUACAAAUUUAAAGCCAACCACUGGUGCUUCUAAAACUAAACAUGUGUCAUUCACAGAAGUGGUUUCAAUUGUCAAUCCAGACCAUGAUUGUGGUAGCAGACCACAUUCAGAGACUAAUCGAAAAGGCAUUCGACAUGGGUCAGCCCAAAUUUCUAAUUCUUCAAAUGCUGUGUUUUCAUCGUUGUCAAAAUCUUCCUCUGAUGAUCCUGUACUUCUGAAGUUCAGAGUACAAAACAACAUUCCCAAGCCCAAAUCAUUGUAUAAAAAUGACAAACUUGAUCUCUCGAGUGAAGCCUUGAACAAGUUGGAAGAAUCUAUUAGCGGGUCACAAGAAUCCACCACCUCACAGUGUUCAGAUAUCACCCAUGAAUCUUCAAGUUGUGUGUCACUAACGCUAUCCCCUCCCAUCCAAGUGAUGGAAAGGGGUGGAGGUUUCGAUCCUGACAGGAUUCCUGAUUCUAUUUUCAGUGGACCAUUGUCAACACCAACUGACUGGAGUGCUGCUUCCAAUGACUCGUUAUUCAGCAUUCGUAUCGGGAACACUAGUUUUGCAGGGGAUUAUACUCCCAGGAUCGGCGCAGACUUCUGCAAAUCAGGGGAAUUACCCAAAUCAGGAGAAGCCUCCAAGUCUGGGGAACUAUGUCAAUCUGGAGAACCUUUUGAGGCUCAGGAAUCAUGUCAGUCUGGAGAACCUCACAAGUCCAAGGAAUUGCCUCAGUCUGGAGCUCUUAACAAGUCUACAGAAUCAUAUCAAUCUAGAGAGCAUAGUGAUCUGAAAAGGUCCGGUGAGUUGGCUAGGUGGCGAACAUCCCCAACUACUAAAGGAGUAGAGGCUGACAAGAACAUAGAGAUGGCAAAGACUGUUCAUAAGGAUAUAAACCCUGGAGAAAGAGGACUGGCAGAUGGACCAGCCAAUGAUGUUCCCAAGGCUCUCAUGAAUAACCAAGUCGAGAGAAAAAUAAGAGAGUCCAUGGAUUCUUCUAGAGCCAACUGUCAUUCAGAUAAAAGUGAAAUCAGUAGCUCCUCUUGUGCUUUGCCAACAAAGAAGAAAGCUUCAUGUCUACUUUGCCAUUUUCCUGAUUGUUUCCGGGUAUCCUGUUGCUGCAAAUGGUCAGCUUGCUCAUUCAAACGGUGUCUCUGGCCAAGUUGCUUCAGGAACUGCUUGAGCUGGAAACAUUGUUGUUGUAAGUGGCCAAGCUUCCAUUGCAAGUGUUUGUCCUGGUCAAGCUGCCGUUGCAAGUGUUUGUCCUGGUCAAGCUGCUGCUGUAAGUGCCCGACCUGUCCUAGUUGUACAUGCCCAACCUGUCCUAGUUGUACAUGCCCAACCUGGCCUAGCUGUACAUGCAAACGUCCAAGCUGUACAUGGUCAUGCUGCUACUGUUGGAAGCGUAAACCAAAAGGAUCCAUUUCAGAUUCCUCUUCCAUUUUGCCAGGUGGGGGAAUAACCACUUCUAAAAAAGGAAAGCCAGAGAAUCAGCAAACUAUACCACCAAAACCCAAGUCGUCAUCCAGAAGGCAGUGCUCUUGCUUUACGUGUUCGUAUUCUUGUUCAUGUUGCACAUGCUGGUCUUGCUCGUGCUGCUAUUAAAGAAGUGAGAGUUUUAGCAUGCCUUCUCUUUUUAACACAUUCUUUUUAAUAGGUGCUUCUAAAGUUAUUGAACGGAUUCAUGGAACAAACUAGAUAUUGACUGGGCUUAUUUGUAAUCAAAUACCUGUUUAGUAGUCCAGUCAACUUGAGGAGUAGAGGUGACCGCUUUUUCCCUAUGAUAGAUCAAUUCACAAUCCUUUUGUACAAAUUGCUGGUAAGAAGUAGUCAGUUCUCUUAGGGGAAUUGAGUUGUACAUUUAAUCACCAGCACACUUGCAGCACAUUUCCUUCUCCUGUAACUAUGAUUCUAAUGCAAUACCUUCUAUUUAUAU